Auanema sp. JU1783 is the source of this 1188-nucleotide messenger RNA. NCBI's taxonomy places the organism in Eukaryota, Metazoa, Nematoda, Chromadorea, Rhabditida, Rhabditidae. The record is from the annotation of a GenBank genome assembly.
AUGUCCGUGAGUCUAGAUGGCUCAAUUCCAUAUACAAGUCAGGAAAUCAAAAAUGAGACAAAAACUUGUUUAAUAUGUGGAGAGCCGUCAGCUGGAAAACACUAUGGUGUUGUUUCUUGUUUGGGAUGUAAAACAUUUUUCAGAAGGGCCGUUGUCCAAAAGCAGACGACAGCUUGUCGUCGCGAACCUUCUUGUGAAGUUUACAAACGCUCACGAAGAUCAUGUAGAGGAUGUAGAUAUAAAAGAUGUAUGGAAGUUGGUAUGACCAAAGAAGCCCUGCAACCUCGACGAGAUUUGAUUGGCUGUCGUCGCAUAAACUAUAGACUGACUUCCACCUUAGGCACCAUGGUUCCUACAACUGAGUCGGAUGAACUUCUGACUAUAAUUUCUAGGUUGACAUUAAUGGAUGAACAUAUAAGAACAAAAAAAUACGAAAUAGUGAAAGCCAAAAAGAGCGCUCUGAAUCUAUCCCUCAGUAAGAAGAACUGUGAUAUUGAUAAACAAUCUCGUUUGAUGAUCGUUCUCGCUAGUGACAUAUCUAAUGUAACACAGACAGAGUUCUUAUCAAUGUUUGAGUGGAUCAAAUCCUUGCCCUGCUACAGCACAAUCUCUGCAGAAGAUCGAAUAACUAUCAUAAAGAGGUACGCCGUCUAUCAUCUGGUGUUAGAACACGGAUACUAUACUGCGAAUGCGAAUGUUGACGACGUUUGGCUUAUUUCGGAUGGAACUUGUAUGCCUCGCAACUUCGACGUUCUACCUGAAGAAAGCAAAAUUUCCAUAUCAGCUGAUCGUAAGUGGAGACAAGAGAAAUUGUACAAACAAAUGACUGACAGUUGCAUAGACGGAGUUGCCAGUCCAUUCAGAAAAUUGAUGUUGUCUACUCAAGAGUUGGUAGCGCUGAAAAUAAUAAUGUUAUUCAAUUAUGGUCGUCAUUCGGAGUAUUCGGACAUAUCUGAAAGCACGCGAAAAAUAGUUCUUAUGUUUAGAGAUAAAGUGAUUCACUCUCUCUUUGCUCAUUACAAACAAUUAGGGAUCAUUGAUUAUGCAGAAAGAUUCGGCAAUGUGAUUCUCAUGAUAUCAGGAAUCAUAUCAGCGGCUUCAGCUAUGCUAGAAAGUUAUCAGGUUAUGCGGCUAUUCAAAAUCGUCUCAUUCGACCACAUAUCUCAAGAACUUCUCUUCAACAGUUGA